Molecule: messenger RNA, 1743 nt
Organism: Naumovozyma dairenensis CBS 421
Lineage: Eukaryota; Fungi; Ascomycota; Saccharomycetes; Saccharomycetales; Saccharomycetaceae
Gene: ERG11
Product: sterol 14-demethylase
Exons: 1
Coding region: 1-1743 (580 amino acids)
Biological process (GO): ergosterol biosynthetic process
Molecular function (GO): heme binding; iron ion binding; monooxygenase activity
Source: RefSeq, a predicted model, not a curated record
AUGUCUGACCCUAUACAAGAGACAGUCACCUCAAUUGUCUCGGAAGUUGUUGAAGCUGCUUCAGAAAUCACAUCUUCCAUCGUCAACACUGCCACCGCGGCAGCCACCCAAGUUGCAUCUGAAAUUCUAAAUGAAAAAACUAAUCAAUCAUCAUCUUCAUUGGUUGUACAACUAUUCAAUUGUCUGGAAUUCGCCAUAUCAUACUUCUUAUCCUUACCAUUAUUCCACAAAAUCUCUAUAAUCUUCAUCACUCCAUUCCUUUACUCUAUAACAUGGCAAUUACUAUACUCCAUGAGGAAAGAUCGUCCACCAAUGGUUUUCUACUGGAUCCCAUGGGUCGGUUCUGCUGUCACAUACGGUCAAAGACCCUACGAUUUCUUCGCUGAUGCUCAAAAGAAACACGGAGAUAUCUUCUCAUUCUUAUUAUUAGGUAAAGUUAUGACUGUCUAUUUGGGUCCAAAGGGUCAUGAAUUUAUCUUCAACGCUAAAUUGGCUGAUGUAUCCGCUGAAGAAGCUUACUCUCACUUGACAACACCAGUCUUUGGUAAGGGUGUCAUUUAUGAUGUUCCUAAUCAUCGUUUAAUGGAUCAAAAAAAAUUCGUUAAAGGUGCUUUGUCAAAGGAAGCAUUCAAGACAUAUGUUCCAUUGUUUAAAGAGGAAAUCUUGAAGUAUUUUAAAGAUUCUAAAAAUUUCGAUUAUAAUAAUAAGGAAAAGACUGGAGAAAUUGACGUUAUGGUCACUCAACCUGAAAUGACAAUUUUCACUGCAUCAAGAACUUUACUUGGUAAGGAAAUGAGAGAAAAACUAAAUACUAGUUUUGCUGGGUUAUAUACUGAUUUGGAUAGAGGGUUCACUCCAAUUAAUUUCGUCUUCCCAAAUUUACCAUUCUUGGCUCAUUAUAAGAAAAGAGAUCAUGCUCAAAGAACCAUUUCGGAUACUUAUUUGAGUCUUAUUAAGAAAAGACGUGCUGAAAAUGAUAUUCAAGAUAGAGAUUUAAUCGAUACUUUAAUGAAAAAUUCUACUUACAAAGAUGGUGUCAAGAUGACUGAUAGAGAAAUUGCUAAUUUAUUAAUUGGUGUCCUAAUGGGUGGUCAACAUACUUCUGCUGCGACUUCCGCUUGGGUUCUAUUACAUUUGGCUGAAAGACCUGAUGUUCAACAAGAAUUAUAUGACGAACAAAUGCGUAUUACAGAAAAUGGUACAAAGGAAUUGGAUUAUGAAACGCUAGAAAAUAUGCCUCUAUUGAAUCAAACUAUUAAGGAAACUUUAAGGUUACAUCAUCCAUUACAUUCUCUUUUCAGAAAAGUUAUCAGAGAUAUGCAAGUUCCAAAUACUCCUUAUGUUAUUCCAAAAGGUUACCACGUCUUAGUCUCUCCGGGUUACACACAUUUACAAGAACAUUAUUUCCCUGAACCAACUAAAUUUAACAUUCAUCGUUGGGACAAUGACGCUUCUUCUUCUUACUCAAAUGGUGAUGAAAUUGAUUACGGGUUUGGUGCUAUUACAAAAGGUGUUUCUUCUCCAUAUUUACCAUUCGGCGGUGGUAGACAUAGAUGCAUUGGGGAAUUGUAUGCUUAUUGUCAAUUAGAUGUCAUCAUUAGUGAAUUCAUUAGACACAUGAAAUGGCGUUUUGCUGAAAAGGGUCAAACUGUACCAAUCUCAGAUUUCACUAGUAUGGUCACUUUACCAACUGGUCCUGCAAAGAUUAUUUGGGAAAAAAGAGUUCCAAAUGAAAAAGUUUAA